Branchiostoma floridae (Florida lancelet) is the source of this 5403-nucleotide messenger RNA. RefSeq lists its product as uncharacterized. Bases 63 to 4334 code for a protein of 1423 amino acids. NCBI's taxonomy places the organism in Eukaryota, Metazoa, Chordata, Leptocardii, Amphioxiformes, Branchiostomatidae. The transcript is spliced from 5 exons. Gene Ontology annotation, molecular function: protein binding. The record is from RefSeq and is a predicted model, not a curated record.
CUCCUGUUCCCGUGGACACGAAUAGUUUUAGAGACCUUUCCAUAGCACAGAUCAACUUUGCGAUGUUGGGAGUUUGUGAGAAACUCCGAGAGGCGGACGCGAAGGGCAGGAGGUACGGACUAGCCUGUGCGGAGACAGGCUACCUCCGUGCCCUGGUGGACGCCAUGGCUGACAUGGACAGGUUGGCGGAAGUGGAGCUGCUCAAAAGUCUGGGCGACGUUAACAUGGAGAAGGGAAGACUCGGGAAGGACGCAGGGAAGUUCAACAGGGCCUUGGCGCUUUACGUGGCUGCUAUGGCCCGGUGUAACCAUCGGGAUCAGGGAAAAGGUUUAGAACACCGAUUCAAAUACACGGAGAAGCUUUUGCAGAGGGUGUGGUCAAAGGGGUCACAGGAUAAGGAGCAGCCAACUAAAGACAAGGAAACGACUUCACCUGCAAAGGUGGCAGGAAAGUUUCAAGAUAUGGACAAGAAAUGGAAUGCCGGUGGUGACACAGACUCUGUGAUGGUUGGAUACGCACAGUUGAUGGUAGAGGGAAUAGUAAGCGACAACAACACGUUAGAAACAGACGCGAUCAAAAGUCUUGGUGAUGUGUACCUGGAAAGAGCAACAGAAACUAGAGACACUAGGUACUUGACCAGAGCUACUGCUCUGUACAACACGGCACUGGCGCGGUGUAACAACGUACAGGGAACAGUGGCCAUUGUCCACCGCUUACUACACACAGCAACAGUCAGGAAAGCGAUCACUACAACAAUCACACAAAGGUCAGCACGUACGCAGCGUCAGCAAGACGUUAGAGGACGGAAAGACCACUUCUUAGCUGCGCCGUCAAUUGACGUCAUCAAAGACGGAAUGCACCGUCUACACAGUGCGCUUGAAUUACAGAAAGCUGAAAACCCGACACGAGUUGACGAUAACAAUAGAUACGAAGAACAUCUUCAUGCUGGCUGCAGGGCCCUGCAGACUGGAGACCUGGACACUGCAGAACAAAGCUUUGCAGCCGCGCUCAAGUCUGUCCAUAUCAAUGGUCAACACGGGAAGGAGGCAGAGCCUCUGUGCAAGCUAGGCGAGGUCUAUCUGAAGAGAGGAAUCCAGUCAAAGGACGGGGGUGAUUUCACCAAGGCUGCAGCACUCUGUAAUGCAGCACUGGUAAGGUCAAGGAGAGACGAUAUAAACAAAGCAAUUAAAGAGAUAGGUGAAUUAUUUGUUAAGGAAGUAUUGAAGAUAGUUGUUCGAUACAGUGACGAUACAGAGAAACACAAAUUGAUGUUGAUGGCUGAUAGGGACUACGUCCAAAAAGAAAUCAAAAUAAUUGAACAAGAGGUAGAUCCAUAUAGCCUUGAUGACAAUGACCCAAAGAUAAAAGAAGUGGAAAUGAAGAGAGUGGAAGCGAUCAAAACAUUGUUUCAGACACUUGUUGAUCAGCGUAAAAUGUUCAUAGCUGGCCUUGUAGAUGAAUGUGUAGAGGUAAUGGGCCCUCCUCCCUGUAAGUACGCCAUGAUAGGUUUAGGUUCACAAGCCACAGGAUUGGUAACCCCGUACUCUGAUCUGGAAUUUGCCAUUUUGGUAGAGGAGGAAACCGAAUAUAAUGUUAGUUAUUUCCGCAACCUCACUCAUUAUCUGCAUCUCAAAGUGAUAAAUCUGGGAGAGACCAUUCUCCCUGCCAUGGGGAUUAAGUCUCUGAAUGAUUUCUACUCAGACGACCCACUGGACAAGUGGUUUUAUGACUCAGUAACACCGCGCGGCUUUGCCUUCGAUGGAGCCAUGCCACAUGCAUGCAAGACUCCCUUGGGCAGGGGUAGAAACAGCACAGGAACAAGUGAACUCAUCCACACACCAAGUAAUAUGACCAACAUCCUAAAAGACGACCUCACGUUCCAUUUAAAGAAAGGCUACCAUCUUGCAUAUAUACUGGGAAAUGUGUCUUUUAUCGCAGGAGAACAGGGCUUGGUAGAUGAGUACAUGUAUUUAUGGACGCAGCAACUCGAAGAAAGUAACGGGGAAGUUCAGUUGGUAAUGGCAAAAACUGACCUCAGUGAGAAUGAACCUAUCUUUCAAACUAAGUCUCACACGGCCGGUCUGCUAAAUGUAAAAAAGGAAAUAUAUCGAUUUUCGAGCCUUGCGGUGUCCUCUUGGGCACUACUUCAUAACAUACAACCGACUACAAUCUGGGAGACAAUCCAGAACCUAAGGGACAAUGGAGUCGUCAGUGGCAAGAACGCACAUCACUUGAUGGUGCUGGUCAGUAUCUCAGCAGAACUGAGGCUGCGGACAUACAUGAACAACCGUGGGCAGGUGGAGAACAUGUCAGCCUUAUCGUCAAUGUCGACCGAUACGGACAUUGAGGAGAAAUUACAGAAAGUGUUUUACAUCUCAAAUACAAAACAGCUUAUGAGAUACUAUUACACAGAAAGACCACUGAGGCACUUUAUUUCACAGCUGACCGACACUCCGUUGAAAGAAUCAUCAACCUUCUUUGACAAUUCCUCAGAGCUGAAAGCGGAGGUAUAUAAAAGUCUAUGCGAUUUCGAAAAUGUUAAGACAUGCUCAGAACAAACACUACACAAGUAUUUAUCUAAAUAUGGUGAAAAUACCGCACACAGUGAUAUUGCCGACACACUUAGAAACUUGGCUUACGCUUUGAAUUCCCUUGGUGAUCACGAAAAGGCCCUUAGCUAUUAUGAACAGGCAUUACAGAUGUACCGGAGCAUCUACGGUGAGGACACUGCACAUCCUGACAUCGCCGCCUCACUAAACAACUUAGGUGGAGCCUGGAGAAACCUCGGUGAUCACAAAAAGGCGGUCAGCUAUCAUGAACAGGCACUACAUAUGAACCGUAGUAUCCAUGGUGAGGGCACUGCACAUCCUGACAUUACCUGGUCACUUAACAACCUGGGUAACACAUGGGGUGACCUUGGAGAUCACAGAAAGGCAGUUAGCUAUUAUGAACAGUCACUUCAGAUGGAUCAGAGUAUCCAUGGUGAAGACAAUGCACAUUCUGACAUCUCCCGGUCACUUAACAACUUGGGUACCACUUGGAGCGACCUUGGGGAUCACAGAAAGGCGAUAAACUAUUAUGAGCAGGUACUACAUAUGGACCGGACUAUCUAUGGUGAAUACACUGCACAUCCUGACAUCGCCAGCUCACUUAACAACAUGGGUGGCGCAUGGAGAGAGCUUGGUGGUCAUAGAAAGGCGGUCAGCUAUCACGAACAGGCACUGCAGAUGAGGCGAAGUAUCUAUGGGAAAAACAGCGCACAUCCUGACAAAACUGCGCAUCCUGACAUCGCUAGAUCACUUAACAACUUAGGUAACGCUUGGGGUGACCUUAGUGACCACAAAAGGGCGGUAUGGUAUUAUGAACAGGCACUAAAGAUGAGUCGGAGUAUCUAUGGUGAGAAUACUGCACAUCCUGAUAUCGCCGACUCACUUAAUAACUUGGGUGCAGCUUGGCGCUUUCUUGGUGAUAACGAAAAGGCGUUUAGCUAUAGUGAGGGAGCACUACAGAUGUACCGGAGUAUCUAUGGUGAGAAUACUGCACAUCCCGAUAUUGCCAAUUUACUUAGCAACUUGGGUGCAGAUGGGGGCGACCUUGGUGAUCACGAAAAGGCUUUUAGCUACCAUGAACAGUCACUACAGAUGAGGCAGAGUAUCCAUGGUAAGAACAUUGCACAUCCUGACAUCGCCAGCUCACUUAGCAACUUGGGUAACACAUGGGAUGAUCUUGGUGAUCACAGAAAGGCCGCCAGCUAUUAUGAACAGGCACUUUAUAUGAUGCGGAGUAUCUAUGGUGAGAAUACUGCACAUUCUGACAUUGCCGACUCACUUAAUAACUUGGGUGGAGCAUGGGACGACAUUGGUGAUUACCGAAAGGCGGCCAGCUAUCAUGAACAGGCCCUACAGAUGUACCGUAGUAUCUAUGGUGAGGACACUGCACAUCCUGACAUCGCCAGCUCACUUAACAACUUGGUUGGAGCUUGGAGCGACCUUGGCGAUCACAGAAAGGCGCUUAGCUAUCAUGAACAGUCACUACAGAUGCACCAUAGUAUCCAUGGUGAUGACAUUGCACAUCCUAACAUCGCAAAAUCACUUUACAACGUGGGUAACGCCUUCAGUAACCUUGAGGAUCACAGAAAUGCGGUCAUCUAUUAUGAACAGGCACUACAGAUGAUGAGGAGUAUCUAUGGUGAGGACACUGCACAUCCUGACAUUGUGAACACGCUUUACAACUUAAGCCUCGCCUGGGGAGAUCUCGGCGAUAACAGGAAGGCCACGAACUAUCAACAACUGAGUGAAGAAAUGACAGAGAUCAUUUUCACUUCAGAUGAGUAAUCAGCAGCAAACCUUCCGGUCCCCUCCUUAGAGUUUGUUAAUAACCUCUCCUACCAAGGGAUGAUUUUGCUUGAUAAUAUUUUGCAAAGAUGUCAGAUUCUUGGCCUAGACAAGUCAGUGCUGUCACAUUAGUGGCCACAAUGAUAGCUUCUGAAAUGAAAGUUAUGAGUUGACUUUUACUCUAACUUGGUUGCUGUACAGGAUGACAUUGUUUGAUCCAUGUUACUGUUAGAUUUGGGCGAUAAUCAGUGUGCUUUAAUCUUGUUGACGACGAAAGAAUGUACAAGGGGUGGUCAAUAGGUUUGUGGCCUCCCCCAAACAAUAAGGUGAAGAACCCAAACUUCCGGUAAUUAUUGUUAAGUAUAAAGCCGCGUUAACUAACGUCUACCAAAAUUUGAAUCAUUGCGAUCAUUAGUUUGCAGGCGAAGUGCAGUAACGUUAUAAGUGAGGGAGAAGAAGAAACAUGAACAAUUGAGUUUUGACUUGAGGUGUGCGGGUCAACUUUCUCUGCUGAAAGUCAGAUAACCAGUCCUCUGAGAAUGUUUUUGUUUAUUUAAUGGCAUGGCAUUUUACUAGCUCAACUUGAGGGAUCACCACUGGAAGAACACCUUAAUUAAGUAAUGAUAGACGUGUGAAAUGAUAGGAGGAAAAUAAAGGAGAGACUCGGGUUAAGAAAAAGAAAUUAAGUGUUCAAAAGACACCUUUAUCAAUGAGAUUUAGACUUGAGCACUUCGGUAUUAUGAAGUAACAAAUAAAAUGUUCCAGCAUAAGUCCUCGUGAUGCAACAUUGGCUGUUAAUGCCGUGUGCAGAGUUAUCCUCUUGUUUCUCAGAAAAUUUUUGUUUUGGAAGCAUUGGACUGCAGGGAGAACAACUAGUUUGCAACACUGUCUGAAAUGGAAUAAACAAGAUAUUGAUUGUACAUUGUAUAAUGGAGUAUUAGCUUACAUUAUGUUGCUCAAAGUUACUUUAAGGUCAGACUUUUCUCAGAUUCAUGUUUUGAUUUAAUAUUAUGCUAUUCUUCUUAAUCUAGAUGCUUUACUGUUUAAAAGUUUACUGUUGAAAAAUAUU